Egretta garzetta (little egret) is the source of this 1398-nucleotide messenger RNA. Its product is annotated as keratin, type II cytoskeletal 3-like. Gene Ontology annotation, molecular function: structural constituent of skin epidermis. NCBI's taxonomy places the organism in Eukaryota, Metazoa, Chordata, Aves, Pelecaniformes, Ardeidae. Gene Ontology annotation, cellular component: keratin filament. The transcript has 8 exons. The coding region runs from base 1 to 1398 and encodes 465 amino acids. The record is from RefSeq and is a predicted model, not a curated record. Gene Ontology annotation, biological process: keratinization; intermediate filament organization.
AUGUCUCGGCAGUCAAUCUGUAGAAGCUUUGGAGGUGGAAGCAAAAGGGGAUACAGCUCUUGCUCUGCCAUCGGUGGUGGCUUUGGAGGAAGUGGGGGCAGAAGCAGGAUCAGCUAUAGCUCGUUCUCCACAUCCAGGGGAGUUGGAGGCAGCGGACGUUGUGGAGGUUUUAGCAGCAGGAGCCUCCAUAACCUGGGUGGCAGCGGAAGAAUUUCCAUGGGUGGCUCUUAUGGCGGUGGAUACGGAUGUAGAAUUGGUGGCUUUGGUGGAGGCUAUGGAGGAGGAUUUGGCAGCAUUGGAGGAGGUGUCAUUGGUGGAGGAAUAGGCAGCUUUGGUGGUCCUGUGAGAGGUGGUCCUGGGUUCCCUGGAGGCAUCCAACCAGUGCAGGUUGACCCAACCCUCCUGCGGCCGGUCCGUGUUGAUAUUGAUCCUCAGAUCCAACAAGUGAAGUGCCAGGAGAAGGAACAGAUCAAGACUCUUAACAAUCAGUUUGCCUCUUUCAUUGACAAGGUCCGCUUCCUGGAGCAACAGAACAAGGUCCUCUCCACCAAGUGGGAGCUCCUCCAACAGCAAGGGCCUUCGGGGCCAAGGAAGAACCUCGAUGUCAUCUUUGAAAAUUACAUCCAGAACCUGAGGAGGAGGCUAGAGUCUCUCCUGGGACAGAGGGGGCAGCUGGAGUCAGAGCUGCAGACCAUGCGGCAAUACGUGGAGGAGUACAAAACCAAGUAUGAAGAUGAAAUCAACAGACGGACCGCUGCUGAGAACGAGUUUGUGGUGCUCAAGAAGGACGUGGACUGUGCCUACAUGACUAAAGUAGAGCUGGAAGCCAAGGUGGGAGCUCUGACUGACGAGAUCAACUUCCUGAGAUGUUUACAUGAGGCUGAGCUGUCCCAGCUGCAAACAGUAGUUGGCAACACCAACGUCAUUCUGUCCAUGGACAACCACAGGGAACUGAACAUGGAUGGCAUCAUUCAAGAAGUCAGGCAGGAGUAUGAGACAAUUGCUCAGAGAAGCAAAGCUGAAGUAGAUGCCAUGUAUCAGGGCAGGUACCAGGACCUUCAGAACAUGUGGGUAAAUCAACGUGAGCAGCUGAGGAACAGUUACCAGGAAAUCCAGGAACUGAGCAGGCAGAUACAAAGACUACAACCAGAAAUCGAAAUUGCAAGGAAAAAGAAUGCCAGCCUCCAAGAAACCAUUAAAGAUGCUGAGCAGCGUGGGAGCUCUGCCAUCAAAGAUGGCCAGCAAAAGCUUCAGGAUCUGGAAAAGGCCCUGCAGCAGGCCAAAGAUGAUCUUGCAUGCCUUCUUCACGAUUAUCAGGAGCUCCUGAGUGUGAAAUUGGCCCUGGAUAUUGAAAUUGCCAUGUAUAGAUCACUCCUUGAGGAGGAGGAGACCAGGUAG